AUGGGUCAAUCUGCUUGUACAACUACUGCAGUACUGCCAUUGUCAAGUCAGCCAGUCAGUUCGCCCCAUUUGGAUUUUGGCACUGUACCUCAGCAGUCCAUCCCCUCAGCUAAACUCAGAGUUGCUCUGCUUGGUGAUGAACGGUUCGAGUACGACAAAACACGGGUCCCAGAGCCGCCGACAAUUCACCUUUCGAAGGAUAUUGAUAGGUUGUGCAAGGAGUGGGAGAGUUCAAACUUGCUUCAUGUGGGUGGUCGUGGAAUUCCUGUGAAAUACUGGGGUGAGUUCUACAAGAGAGCAAAGGGCGCCAAAACAACAGCUUGGGAUGCUCUAAGGGUCGAGUGGGGAAAUUGGAAGUUUAUUGCCGAGGAGCACCAGCGUUAUCCAGAUACUGCCUCCUUCUGGUGUGCAUUCAGCGACGGAAACAGCAAGAAGUUUUCUUAUCAGCAAAUCCUUAACUGCAUCGCAGAGCAGCGGACUGCAGCAGCAGCUCAAGAUGCAAAUAAUGCACGCAUAUUUUUUGGUGGAAAUCUUGACCACUCAUUGGCUCGGGGUGCAUUCCGCUAUGCCAAGGGUAGCAAAACAUAUCUAUUGCGCAAGGAUGACGCCAUUGCAAAGAAAAUGGCGUGA
Molecule: messenger RNA, 630 nt
Organism: Suillus subalutaceus
Lineage: Eukaryota; Fungi; Basidiomycota; Agaricomycetes; Boletales; Suillaceae
Exons: 2
Coding region: 1-630 (209 amino acids)
Source: RefSeq, a predicted model, not a curated record